Purpureocillium takamizusanense is the source of this 2541-nucleotide messenger RNA. RefSeq names its product pre-mRNA-splicing factor syf1 (gene SYF1). Gene Ontology annotation, biological process: generation of catalytic spliceosome for first transesterification step; mRNA splicing, via spliceosome. Lineage: Eukaryota; Fungi; Ascomycota; Sordariomycetes; Hypocreales; Ophiocordycipitaceae. Gene Ontology annotation, cellular component: U2-type catalytic step 2 spliceosome; post-mRNA release spliceosomal complex; Prp19 complex. The transcript is spliced from 2 exons. Gene Ontology annotation, molecular function: protein binding. The record is from RefSeq and is a predicted model, not a curated record. The coding region runs from base 52 to 2346 and encodes 764 amino acids.
UACAUCGGCUUCAAGAUUCGGGACGGCACUACACCAGAGCAAAAUUUCAUCAUGGCACGCGCAUGUGCUCAGCUACCGCGGUCUUAUAAACUCUGGAAACUUUUUCUCAACUUCAGAAUGAAGCAUGUCGCCGAGCUCAACCCAGUAACGUUCGCGGCAGACUACAAGAAAGUCAACGUACUUUUCGAGCGAGCAUUAACGCUGCUGCACAAGAUGCCCAGGAUUUGGGAAAUGUAUCUUCAAUUCCUGAUGCAGCAGCCGGUCGUUACACUUACUCGCCGAACUUUCGACCGAGCUCUCAGGGCUCUUCCAAUCACGCAGCACAAUCGCAUAUGGGCCUUGUACCUUCCUUUCGCGAACGCCGCCUCAGGUCAAACAGCUGUCAAGGUAUGGCGACGAUAUAUGCAAGUUCAUCCGGAAGAUGCCGAGGACUUCAUUGAACUCCUCAUCAAUGCUAGAGCCUUCACCGAAGCUGGAAAGCAGUAUGUCGAUCUUCUCAAUAAUUUUCGCUUUUCGAGCAAAACUGGCAAGGGCCACUAUGAGCUCUGGGGUGAGAUGGUCGAUAUGCUCGUUGAGCAUGCCUCAGAGAUCGAUGUCGAACACGAGACUGGACUAGAUGUGGAGCAGAUCAUUAGGAGCGGCAUAGCCCGGUUUACGGAUCAAAGAGGCAGACUCUGGGCCGGGUUAGCCACCUACUGCAUUCGUCGAGGUAGCUUUGAACGGGCACGAGACGUCUUCGAGGAGGGCAUUACCACGGUGAUGACCGUCCGAGAUUUCACUCUCGUUUUCGAUUCCUAUGUGGAAUUUGAGGAAUCGGUUAUUGGAACGUUGAUGGAGCUUGCAUCGACGCGCGCCGAACAAGGCUUGGUGGACGAAAAUGCCGACUUUGAGCUUGAUGUUCGGAUGCUCCGUUUCGAGCAUCUUAUGGACCGUCGCCCUUUCCUUCUCAACGAUGUCCUCCUCCGUCAGAACCCACACAAUGUCGCCGAGUGGGAAAAACGGGUCGCCCUCUGGGGUGAAAACAAAGCAGAGGUUGCUCAGACCUACACCGACGCCAUAUCAUCAAUUAAUCCCAAGCGGGCCGUGGGCUCUUUCCACCAGCUCUGGGCAAACUACGCAAGGUUCUACGAACGAGGUGGAGAUCUUCGAAAUGCGUGCAUCAUCAUGGAGAAAGCUGUCAAAGUGCCGUUCAAGUCGGUUGCGGAGCUGGCCGACAUGUGGAUUGAGUGGGCGGAAAUGGAGCUUCGCAACGAGCACUUUGACGACGCGAUCCGCAUCAUGGCCAAGGCUGUGCAAGCCCCCAAGAGGUCCACCGUCGACUACUUUGAUGAGAGCCUGACGCCGCAACAGCGCGUCCACAAAAGUUGGAAGCUCUGGAGCUUCUACGUGGAUCUUGUGGAGAGUGUCUCUACGCUGAGCGAGGUGCAAAAGGUUUACGAGAGGAUUUUUGAGCUUCGCAUCGCGACACCACAGACUGUUGUCAACUACGCCAAUCUGUUGGAGGAGAACCAUUAUUACGAGGAGUCCUUCAAAGUCUAUGAGCGAGGCCUGGACCUUUUUAGCUACCCAGUGGCAUUUGAGCUGUGGAAUCUGUACCUGACGAAGGCCGUCGACCGAAAAAUAGGCAUUGAGCGACUGAGGGAUCUUUUCGAGCAAGCGGUGGAGGACUGUCCCCCGAAGUUUGCCAAAACGAUAUAUCUCAUGUAUGGCAACCUCGAGGAAGAGCGUGGCCUCGCGCGGCACGCGAUGCGUAUCUACGAGAGAGCAACGCGAGCGGUCGCAGACGAGGAUCGUGCGGACAUGUUCAACUUCUACAUCACCAAGUCGGCCUCCAACUUUGGCCUGCCGUCAACGCGGCCGAUAUACGAAAGAGCCAUCACGGCGCUCCCUGACGCAGAAGCGAAAGACAUGUGUCUGAAAUUUGCGGAUAUGGAAAAGCGCCUGGGCGAAAUCGACAGAGCGCGGGCCAUUUACGGCCAUGCAUCUCAAUUUUGCGACCCUCGGACGAACGUGGACUUCUGGACGAAGUGGGAGCAAUUUGAGGUACAGCAUGGCAAUGAGGACACAUUCAAAGAAAUGCUCCGGAUCAAGAGGAGCGUCCAGGCCCAAUACAAUACCGAUGUCAACUUCAUUGCUUCGCAGGCCUUGGCUCGCAGCCAACAGAGGGCUGGCAGCAAUGCCGGGGAUGAGGCGUCAGACGCCAUGGCAGCUCUUGAGAGACAGGUCGCAGCACCAGAAGGAUUCGUGGCUGCAAGUUCGGCUUCGCAAAAGGUUGGCCACGCUGCAGGCGAAGCUGCUCGAAUUGCAAACCCAGAGGCAAUUGACAUUAAUGGGCUCGAGGAAUAGCCAUCUAUUAUCCGUCACAUCAACCACGGAUGGCCCUCGACAGGACAAGGUAUUGGCACGAUACAGGCGCUACAAGUCACCGUAUCGUUGGAUAGGUGGGGAGUCGAGUGACUGGGUCGGCCAUGAAAGAAAUGACAGAGAGUAAGUGGCAUAAGUCAAUAAAUGAUACCAGAUAAGACAAUGUACCGUAACCAA